GGGAGUCGGCGUCGCGGGCCGCACCCGACUCCGCCGGGACACUCUCCGGGCGCCCAGCUGGCAGGAGGCUGAACCAGCAGCUUCUGCCACCCCUCUGGCUGCCCUUUGGAGCCCAUCUAGCCCAGCCUGACCAAUGUCCACAGCCAGGGAGCACCCCAUCUUCAGCACAAGGGCACAUGUGUUCCAGAUCGACCCAGCCACCAAGCGGAACUGGAUCCCUGCGGGCAAGCACGCACUAACAGUCUCCUACUUCUAUGAUGCCACCCGCAACGUCUACCGAAUCAUCAGCAUUGGGGGUGCCAAGGCCAUUAUCAAUAGUACUGUCACCCCCAACAUGACCUUUACCAAAACCUCCCAGAAGUUUGGACAAUGGGCAGACAGUCGCGCUAACACUGUGUACGGCCUUGGCUUUGCUUCUGAACAGCAUCUGACCCAGUUUGCUGAGAAGUUCCAGGAAGUGAAGGAAGCAGCGAGGCUGGCGAGGGAGAAAUCUCAGGAUGGUGGGGAGCUCACCAGUCCAGCCCUGGGGCUGUCCGCCCACCAGGUGCCUCCAAACCCCCUCAUCAGCGCCAAUGGCCCCCCCAGCGACGAGAAACUGUUCCGCAGCCAGAGUGCUGAAGCCCCUGGCCCCUCAGAGAGAGAGCGGCUCAAGAAGAUGCUGUCAGAGGGAUCUGUGGGCGAGGUACAGUGGGAGGCCGAAUUCUUCGCGCUGCAGGACAGCAACAACAAGUUGGCGGGCGCCUUGAGAGAGGCUAACGCAGCCGCCGCCCAGUGGAGGCAGCAGCUGGAGGCCCAGCGGGCAGAGGCCGAGCGGCUGCGGCAGCGGGUGGCUGAGUUGGAGGCCCAGGCAGCCACAGAGCCAACCCCAGUCAGUGAGAAGGAGGGGCCAGGCCAGGUGCUGGAGCAGCUUGAGUCCUUAGUGCAAACCAAGGACCAGGAGAUCCAGACACUCAAGAGCCAGACAGGGGGAACCCGAGAGGCCCCUGAUACAGUGGAGUACGAGGAGAUACAGCAGAAGGUGCAGGACCUGGAAACCCGCAAUGUGGAGUUGGAGCAUCAGCUACGGGUGACAGAGCACAGCCUGGAAGAGGCUCGGGCUGAGCGGGAGCAGGCAAGGGCUGAAGUGGGCCGGGCUGCACAGCUGUUGGAUGUCAGACUGUUUGAGCUGAGUGAGCUUCGGGAGGGUCUGGCCCGCUUGGCUGAGGGUGCGCCCUGAGCCCAACUACAGGAGCAGGAGCUACGAGAGCAGGUUUUAUACCAAUGCUUCCCAUUUGAGGCAUGGGCUGGCUGCAGGCGGCCCAGCAGGCCAUUUGCCCUGGCAGGGACCAGGGCCAACUCAGCCCAGGGAGGACCUGUCCGCUCACAAGUCAGGGGCUGUUUGGGGCUUUUCAUUGUAUAGGAUUUCUAGACUCCCCAGGAUACAUGCUGGUACCCAGAUUACAUUUCUAACCAUGGUUGUAUGUGUGUAUGUGUGUGUGGUGUUUGGGCACCUAAAUGCCUCACUGGAUCCUCUCCUCUUGGGUACAUCCUAACUGCCCUGUCUGUGUAGGGCUGGAAAGCCACUUACAGGUGAGCAGGGUGAUUCAGAGACCACAGGGUGCCUAGGCCACACAGCUCUGCCUGGUUCUGCUGUGCCUAUCCUCUGGGGCUCAGCCCAUGUUGUCUAGACCAGUUUGGACUUAGGUGGCCCUGGUCAAGCCCCCAUUCACUCUGGUUACAACCCCUAGAUUUGAUGAGGUGGGCAGGAAGAAAAGCUCCUCGACCACAGUCAUUUUCACCAGGGAAGGGGAUGAUCUCACCAACCAUUUGGAGAGAUGCAUUUGCAUUGUCCAUUUUCAAAAUGAAGAAACAGGCCAACGGGCUUCACCAACCCAAGGUCACCCAGCUGGAACAGCCAGCACCGCAGUUCAAAGUUUUGGGACUGGCCCAUAGGAAUGGAGAACUGGGGUUGGGGUGGAGUGACACGAGGUUC
Molecule: messenger RNA, 1972 nt
Organism: Molossus molossus (Pallas's mastiff bat)
Lineage: Eukaryota; Metazoa; Chordata; Mammalia; Chiroptera; Molossidae
Gene: HOMER3
Product: homer scaffold protein 3
Exons: 10
Coding region: 134-1216 (360 amino acids)
Biological process (GO): G protein-coupled glutamate receptor signaling pathway; regulation of store-operated calcium entry
Cellular component (GO): postsynaptic density; plasma membrane; cytoplasm
Molecular function (GO): G protein-coupled glutamate receptor binding
Source: RefSeq, a predicted model, not a curated record